GAAACCGGAGCACAAGAGCGAAACAUGGCGACUUCGAACAAUCCGCGGAAAUUCAGCGAGAAGAUCGCUUUACAUAACCAGAAGCAGGCAGAGGAGACGGCGGCGUUUGAGGAAGUGAUGAAAGAUCUCAGCAUUACACGGGCUGCGAGGUUACAGUUGGAGAAGACUCAGUAUUUGCAGCUGGGACCGAGCCGUGGGCCAUAUUAUGGAGGAUCUUUGCCCAACGUCAAUCAGAUCGGAAAGAGCGCCGUGGAUUUUUCUUUUCAGACUGCAGGGAUGGACGUGAACAGAUCAUCACGUCACCACGGGCUAGUGGACAGAGUCUACCGGAACCGAAUCACAUCACCCCAUCGAAAACCCCUUGCUGUCGACAAGCACGGACGCCAAAUUGACAGCUGUCCAUAUGGCUCGGUAUAUCUGUCACCGCCACCUGAUACCAGCUGGAGGAGGACAAACUCUGACUCAGCACUUCAUCAGAGCACACUAGCUCCUUGCCAGCAGGCCUCCUUCACAGGCGGGUCACAGGAGCUCCAGCCCAAGCGAGUUCUGUUAUUAACCGUACCAGGAUCUGAAACCUUCAAACAGGAGGCUGAAGAAGAUGAGCAAAAGCAGAACUGGGACUGCAAAAAGAAUGUUUCUCGAGCCAAACCCUACAAAGUUCCUGGAAUUCACAUAUUUCCAUAUCCGGAGCAGCAUUUGACCGCUUCCCUCAAACCAGUUGCCCACAGCACUGGUGGUUCUCUGCCUGACCUGACCAACAUCCAAUUCCCUCCUCCGCUGUCCACCCCGUUAGACUCGGAUGAUGCGGCAGCCCCCUCAUUCAGCUCCUCCAACAGCACACAGACCCUGGAUCAAAUCCAAGGAGUUAGCGCCUCUCAAGCCACGGUAACCAUGGAGAUGCAGUCUGGGCUGGACAACUUGGCUCCUCUCAUUCUUAACACAGGAGACCAUCACCAAAACUUGCAGCUCUCACCGACAUCACCACCUCUCCCUCUGUCUCAGGUACAGGUUGCGAUCAACGCCAUGAACCUUGAGCAGCAGUUGUCCCAGUACGCCUUCUUCAACCAGCCUCAGUUGUCCCAGACACACCAGAAUCAGCCUCAAUCGGGUGCGGUCCAGCUGCCAUCCUCCAUGAACUCCUGCGCCACGUCGGACUGUCACACCUCCUCACAAAACAACAUGACCAUGGACAUGAACAUGGCCUCCCCCCUUCAACAGUACCGCAGUAGGGUGGGCUCGUCUGCCAAUCAAUCUCCAACCUCCCCCGUCUCCAAUCAAGGUUUCUCACCCGGCGGGUCGCCUCAACAUAACUCCAUACUGGGCAGUGUCUUUGCAGACUUCUAUGACCAGCAGCUCCCGUCCAUUCAAGCCAGCGCUCUCUCUCGACAGCUCGAGCAGUUCAAUAUGAUCGAAUCCCCCAUCAGCUCUGACAACAACCAGACCCCCGCCCUCAACUACUCCCAGGCCCUCAUGAUGGGCAUGUCUGGUGGUCAUUGCAAUCACCAGGGCUCUCAGCAGCUGGGCUACAGUAACCAUGGCAACAUCCCCAACAUCAUUCUAACAGUGAGUGGAGAGUCUCCUCCCAGCCUGCCAAAGGACCUGGCAGCCUCACUGUCAACAGAUAUCAGCUUUGAUAUCGACACCCACUUCCCGUUGGAUGACCUCAAAAUCGACCCACUGACACUUGAUGGCCUGCACAUGCUCAAUGACCCGGACAUGGUCCUCGCUGACCCGGCCACAGAGGACGCCUUCCGCCUCGAUCGGCUCUGAUACCCACACCGCCACCACCACCACCACCCCUUCCCCGCCGCGUUAUUGAGGACUGUGGAGUGUAUUGGUGGAGGCCCCCGGUUUGGCAAAGCAUGGCUUGAGCACCAACUUGGCAAAUCAACUCCCACAAAAACGAUGGGAGGAAAAGCUGGAAAGGAUUUCAAGCUGACAUUCUUUUGGAAAAAUGGCUGACAAACUCAAAGGUAUGAAUUUCCUCCGUGGUUCUGUCACUUCCUUUUGCCAAUGGCACACCUUAUUCAUUCAUUCAUUCAUUCAUUUUCUACCGCUUUUCCUCACGAGGGUUGCGGGGGUGCUGGAGCCUAUCCCAGCUGUCUUUGGGCGAGAGGCGGGGUACACCCUGGACUGGUGGCCAGCCAAUCACAGGGCACAUAUAGACAAACAACCAUUCACACUCACAUUCAUACCUAUGGACAAUUUGGAGUGGCCAAUUAACCUAGCAUGUUUUUGGAAUGUGGGAGGAAACCGGAGUACCCGGAGAAAACCCACGCAUGCACGGGGAGAACAUGCAAACUCCACACAGAGAGGGUGGAAUUGAACCCUGGUCUCCUAGCUGUGAGGUCUCCGUGCUAACCACUCCACCACCAUGCCGCCCACACACCUUAUUAUUCGUAUUAAAUAUGUCGUUUUUGUGAUUGGUUUGGAGUUGGACCCUAAUGGGUUAAAGGAAAAGGGCGAUCUUAGAAUCUCACCGGGAGAAGACAAAGAAACAACAGUGGUGUGGCGUGGGUAUGUGGUAGUAUGUGCAAAAGACAUUCAAAUGCUGUCAAAUGAUAAUUGAAUCCAUUUUGGGAGUACCUUCCGCCGUGUCCUGGAAGUGUUAAUUCUUCCGUAUGUCACUACACAAAGAAACAUGACUGGAGUAAAUAAAUCGGCUAAAGCAAGACCAUUAACGGCCUUGAACACAAACUUGAGGAUUCUAGAAUGUAUCGAGAGCCAAUGGAGAGAAACUGGUAGACCAACACCAACCGGUAGGUAGAUCUGUACAUCAUCAGCAUUAAAAAUUCAAAUGGCCAUUGUGUCUGGAGCUGAUUGGUCCUAAUGGUAGCAUGUAGAGUGAAACUACGGUAGGCCCGAGGAUUGACCCCUGGGGCACGCCAGAGGAGAGAGAAGUGACUGUAGAAGAAAAAUGUUUGAUAAUUACUGAAAAUGUCCUGUUAGAGAGAUAUGAGAUGAACCUUUUAAGCACAGCACCAGUUAGUGUCAACGGUUGUGAGAAUGUCAUCAUGCACUUUCAGUAAAGUGGAUUCUGUGCUGUGGCAGAUCCGAUAGUAAGAUUGGAACGUGUUGGCAAUAUCAUGGAUAGACACAUAUGGCCACAGUUUCUCCGUGAACUCGGACAGGAAGUACAGAUAAGAAAUUGUUCUAAUUGUAACAUAACAGCAGUGGGGGCAACACCCAGCCCCAAGCGGGCACAAUGACUGGAAUGUUGGUGGGGUUUAGUUGUUGGGCAGAAAGACAAGAAAAAGCUCAAAAGUUAGUUCCACAGAGGAGCCUGUGACGUCUCUUGCCGGGAAGUGGACUGAUAGAACAUCUCGGGAGUGACACCUAGUUCAGGUACUGGCUUAGUGACUUCUGAAGUAUACCAAGGGGUGGGUUAGGACUACUACUACGCUACGCCACUGUGAAACAGUGAAGCUUCCGAGGGAGACCCCACUUGGAUGGGUUUGCCAUUGUUGUACUCCUCAUUAUGCAUGAAGUCUGAUCACUGUGUAUCCUUGUUUUGCCUUAAGAGCUCCACAUUUCAGUUUUCAUGAAGAAAUGACAUUGUCCCAUUUCAAUUGUCAAGUACUUUCGCAGGGUACUUGCCCCCCUCCCCCGUAGGUCAAAGUUGCACUACGUCAACGUAUACAGUCGUCCCUCGCCACUUUGUGAUGUGAAGUUUUUAAAAAAUCUAAUAAAUAAAUCAUGCUGUUUUAUGGUUAAAUAUUAGUAAAAAAAAAUGCACAUUUAACCAAAUGUAUUUUUCUGCCAAAAUUAAGCAUUUUUCAAGUAUAAGAAUGGAUAAAUGAACUAAAUACAUUCAAAGACGUCGCUGAUAUGUAGUAUUCUACGCUGGUCACCAGGUAUCUGGUAAUAUUACUGUAAUGCAGGGUGAGACACACAAGCACCGCCUUUUAUUGCAGGUUUGAAUCCUCUCACAACAUUCACAACCCUAAUAAAAACGCGGGCUGCUGUUGCAGACGUUGCCCAUGCAAAAUUGAAACCCAAGUCUGAACCUCUACCCGUCACUGAGCUCCCUUAGGUUACAUUACAGUAACCCAGUCUUAUUAAUGUCUUAUUUACUAUUAUUGUGUCUACUAUAUUGAGUAAUAGGAGCCUAAAGGUGACUAUAGGGCUGUUAUUUCAUGUCCAGAGGGCUCUAAUAUUGUUCUAAGAAACAUAUUUAGAAGGUCGGGAACUGGUUUUCUAUACUUCAACUCCUAAAAUAUACUCAUCACGGUUGGCUAUGGAACCAACUAACCGUGAUAAACGAGGGACUACUGUAUCUUUUUUUCUUUUAUUUUCAAGUUUCACUGAAUGAGGUGUGCAUGGUGGCAUUGAUGUUUACAUUUUUGGUUGUUUUAUAUUAUUCUCCGUGUACAGAAUGUGAUUAGAUUUUGAGGAACCUGACCUAUGCAAAACUGCAGCAUCGAUUUAGGACUACAAAGUGAAACAUAUAGAGUAAUAUAUAUAUCGACCCUUACAUAAAGAAAGCGGUGCCAUGUUUAUACAGUACGUAUUUUGAUACGAUUUUUGAAAGGCUCAUACAGAGUGCUCUCUUAUAUUACUCCCAAAGAAAUGACCUCAGUGUUGAAGAAAUAUAUUUUUCCAGACAUUUGAACAGCCUCUAAUCUAGAACAGCAUUGCGGAUGCAAUGAGAAUGUAUUUAUAUAUGAUCAUACUGUCAAGGCAUCAACAUAUUUACCUACAUGUGUUGCGUUUUGGAUGUGUUAUUACUUUUUACUCUCCGCAAAAUCGAUAAGAUGUUUUCCUGACACUACCGCCUGUCUGUUGAUGCACUUUAUGUUUUAACUUGUAAGACUGCUUUAAGGGAAUUGAUGUGCACUCGACAUGUUAGCCCCACCCCUCAUUGCACUGCACAUUCAUACACAAUGAUCUUAUAUUUAAUACUAGAAUUGGUAUCAAUAGAUGGUCUUUAUGGCCACAUACUUUGCAUAAAAUGUCAUUCAAAUUGUGAUAGUAAUCUUCGCAAAAGUACAUUUCAGCCACUGCGUUAUGUUAGAAUAAUAAUCAUCUCAAUGGACAAUGCUAUGGAUGUCAUUUAGACUAGACUGUGUGUAGCUUGUAGAGCAGUGUUGCUUCACGACAGCGGGUGUGAACCGCAGCUCCCCGGUGCCGGCAGCACUCAUACCACGCUUGACUAGAGGCAAAGCGCCUUUAUCUGGGUACUGACUUGGGUUACUUGGGUAUUGGUUACGUGUUGAGUCAUUGAGUCAGUGGAUGGUACAUUCUAUACUGCCGUACAAGCUGUACACUGAUUACUCUAAAAGGAUAUUAUUAUAGUAUCAUGACUUGAGAGACGCAAUCUAAUUUGAUGGCUUUCAAAGUGCGAUGCAUUGUGUUAAAAUGUGCGUACACUGAGGGAUUCAUUUGCUUUCACGUAUUUCACAUGAUGAAAUAAACGACUGCCAUUGUGGUUCAUAAUAAUGUCUUUCAAGGUCCUCUCGUGUCAGCAUAUUUCAUUAAUAUUCUCACACAAUUUAAAUGCAAAUGACUUCUUUCUUUUUGCUCGUGUCGGUGUAAUUAUUUUGUGGUUGCAUGAAUGACUUGACGAGGUUCGACUUCUGUUUUCUUGUUCUUCUUUGGUGAGCUCUGUUACCUGUUGCUUCAAACUCAAACUGUCUUUUUUUGUGUCUUUAUCUCAUCGUCUGUGUGUGAAGAUGCUGAAAAGCCGUCCUUUGGUUGGUACUGUGUUGUUACACUUGCAAUAUACGGUACAAUAUGUGCUCCUUUCCUGUAUAUUGUCAUGGUGACUGUGUAGGCUUGCUUUGUAGUUUGCUGUAAAAUGAUGGGGUUUUUUGUGCUUUUAUGUAUUAUAACCAUGUCUAGGUGAGAACAUGCAUUAAGAAAUAACGCCGUGGCUGUCAUUGUGGCUGACGUCUUUGUACGUCCAUUUUCUCUUUGGUUUGUUCUUUGAGCUCGGACUUUGUCACAGUGUGUGUUUUAGUCUACAAAUUGCAAUUCUUUCAAAAUCACCCUUUUAUUUUUUCCUUAUUAAAUGAUUUAUCAGGUGAACCCAGGAUUGUAACCCUAAAUCAGAGUCAAAAUGGGUCAUAAUGAAUGUUUACAUUGAACAUAAGAAUAUGAUAUUUAUGCAGCAUGACCUACACCGUUGUGACUCUUGUAUAUUUUGUCUAAUGCUUGGUAAAUCUCUCCUUCCUGCAUUAUUUUUAAUUCAAACUCAGAACCACUUAAGGACAAUGAACUACUGUACGGUUAACCACGUCAGUCCUUUUUCUGUGCAUUUUGGGGACAACCAUGCCUGUUCAAGCCUCGUCCAAUGGCAGCUAAAUUGUAACAUGUGUUUUGUUUAAGAGUACAUCAUUCCUAAUGCUUAACCAUGCAUUUUAUGGCCAUGAAGGAUGUACUGUGUGAUAACUGUACAUUGCUCUCAUUGGGAAAAAAUCAAACAUAUGCUCAGUAUGCAAAUUCUAACACUAAAGCGCAGCCCAGGUUGGUACUUUUUUGGAGCUAACCCUUUAAAAUGACCGCUUGAGUGUUUUCUAUUAUAAAUAAUCUAUAUAUUGACUGUCAAGAUUGGACCAAAAGGAUCCAAGUUGGCUGUAAAUGUGUGCUAUAUUAAAAAAAAUGCUUCUGUUUGUAAUGUAUUUUCUUGUGUGAAGGCUACCGUCUUUGUAAAAGAUGAAUAAAUAUAUCUGAAUAUGCA
Doryrhamphus excisus (bluestripe pipefish) is the source of this 6679-nucleotide messenger RNA. NCBI's taxonomy places the organism in Eukaryota, Metazoa, Chordata, Actinopteri, Syngnathiformes, Syngnathidae. The record is from RefSeq and is a predicted model, not a curated record.